Molecule: messenger RNA, 2977 nt
Organism: Orbicella faveolata
Lineage: Eukaryota; Metazoa; Cnidaria; Anthozoa; Scleractinia; Merulinidae
Biological process (GO): homophilic cell-cell adhesion; axon guidance; dendrite self-avoidance
Cellular component (GO): plasma membrane; axon
Molecular function (GO): cell-cell adhesion mediator activity
Source: RefSeq, a predicted model, not a curated record
AUGAAUAUCUGGUCUUUUUCAGAACGAGUUUGUAGUGGAUUUUUCAAAAAGGAAGAUUGCGGCAUUAAUGUGGUGAUCGUAAUUGUCAUUGCUCUUGCGGGAUUGGUCGUCAUUUGUAUCAUUGUCGGUAUCAUUGCAUGCUGGGUACAAAAGAGGAGGAAAUGUCGGAAAGACACCAGAGUUCAUUCAACAUCUGAAGAGCAACCAUUUUCCAGAGAGAAUAGCACUCCAGGAGACGACAAGUGGAAUUCCCAAGUCAACAACGGGUAUGCAGAAGCUGGACCUCGGCCCUCAGAAAUGACUGAUACGACAAAACACCAGGGAGCAUCUGGUCCUGCAGCUAUACCUGACUAUGCUGUUGUUGAUAAGUCUGCGAAGAAAGGAAAGAAGAAAGAUAAGAAAGAUGAAGAGCAAAAGCCACAAGCUGAACCACCUCAGUAUGCAGCCGUGGAUAAAUCUAAGAAGAAGAAGAAGAAAAAAGAAGAAGUACCAGAGGCCACUUAUGCACAAGUUGACAUGUCAAAAAAAUCGAAAAAGAAACCCAAGCCUGGUGAGGUUCUCUGUGCUGGCUUGGGUGACUUCCAUCAAAUGAAAGAACUGCCUGGAGUGUCCACCUCACCUCAAGCUCUACCCCCGAUCAAUAAGCCCGAACCUUAUGCUGGAACUCAAUAUGCUGGCAUCACUCAAUUUCUGAAGGAGGAUGUUACAUUGCCUGACAGUAACAACAGUCAGGGACCAGCUACUGGAACCCAGGCUGCUCCAGCGCCUGAAAAUAGUAACAGUCAAGAACCAGGUACCAGCACUAAGGAGACAUCCCAGGCUAGUAACCCAGGAGGGGAUGGUGGACCAGGCCAUGAAACUAAUUUCUAAAAGCUUAGAGGAACAUAUUGCUUCCCCAAGUGAGUGUGGUCCAGUUUCCUUCUCGAGAGCCGUUUCUCAUGCAAAAUAGUCAAUAAUUAAGGCACAGUCUUGGCUUCUUUUGUUUCUUUUCUUAGUUGUUGACUACAAAAUUAUAGACGGUCUUUUUGAAGGACUAUAGAUGAGGCGUUUUGCUUGAUAUAUUUUUUCUAACUACAAAGGUUUUUCUUUUUUAAAUACGUAAUUUGGUAAGACUUGUAGAAACGUUUUGUAUCAUAUUUACUCAAGUUUUGUGUCGCGGAACGUGUAAUUAAUUAAAUGCUUUUAUAUUUUUGUAGUUAUAAAGAGCAUGACGUGUAUAUUUGUGCGUCCUAGUCUAGGUAUUACUUUGUACUGACUUGUAUGUGAGCAAACCGCGAAUCAGCCUCUCGACUUAGAAUAUCACGAUAACUUUAGAAAUUAGGCAGCGUGUAGAUAUAAUUUCUUUUUAAGUGAAUUAAUAUUCUUGAUAGCAGGUUCAUUCCAAAGGUGUAGUGCAAUAAAGAACAAAGAUAGCUUGAAUUUCUUCAACGUAAAUCAAGAUUACGAUUGAAAAUUUCUUGUCAAAGAAUAAAAUAGAUUGAACAUAAUACUUCCUUGGCUGCAUGGCUUUUCACGUCUGCUGGCUAAAUUGUCAAAGAAUAAUGCAGACUAGGUAGUCUAGAACCCGGGGAUUAGCUCUUCGUAAAGUCGACCGAAUCUUUGCACUUUCAAUGAAUGUAUGUACCUUAUUUACUCUGAUUUUGAACGUGGUACAUGAAACUUAUUACUUCCUUGUUGUCUCCCAUGUAAGCCUAACAGGUUGGUUGGGUUUCACGAUUAUGCCAGCUACCAAACGGAAUUUGCUAUAAGCUUUUUGAAAAACAUUUCAAAACUCUUUUGUUCUUCUCAUGGCUCAGUGAGGUCAAGAAGCAAAAGCCUUUCCCAACCUACACAUCCCCCAGGUUAAAAAACUGGAACCUCUUCUGCACACUGAGUGAAGACCAACUGUCUUAUCUAUUCCACACCUGACGAGGGGCUAAAAUGCUUAUUGUAUCAGUUACUUUGUGCUGAAACAAGAUCGAUGUCAACUAUUUGGUCCAUUGACACAUGUUUACAGAAAGACUGCUUUCUAACAACUAUCCUGUACGAUAUGUCAAGGAGGAGUUCUAACAUGCGAUUAUUUAUCAGUUCAGGGGCGUAACCAGGAUUUUUCAAAACGGGGGGGUCACACUCUGUCAAAGUGAGGGUAUUUACCAGAUUGUCAUUUCGUUUACGCCACCUGUUGUAGCUUGUUUGGUUUAAAAAAAGGCUUAUAAAAAGGGGGGUCAUGGGCACCCCAGGACCCCCCUAGCCACGCCCCUACAGCUGUUGUUUUGCUGUAUAUAUACUAAAUUUGAUGUGUUAAAUUAGAACGAGGGUCAUUAACCUAAUUUGGGAAUUUUGAAUAAAUAUUUGUAGAAUUUGGUGUUGAAAACAUAAAAUUCCCACAUCUACACAAGUUGUUUAUGCGUUUAGUUGCGUUUUAGCCUAUCUGAAAUUGAUCCACAAAAUCAAAAAUCUUGUGUUUUAGUGUACAUGGACUGUCGGUCUCUUUUUCAACCCUUUUUUGAAAAUAACAUGAAAUCAUUUCAUUUCGUCUGCAAAAUCGUCUCACAAAACUAAAUUUCUUUUCUUGGCGUGUUUAUCUGGUUUUUUUUAGUCCACUUAUACAAUGAAGUGUCCUAGAAGUAUUAUGUUUUGUCAGUCACUGUUAAUAUUUUGUUCUUCCGGUAUUGUAGACUAUUACGGUUGCUAGUUGCAGUUUGUCUUAAAACUUGUUCACACUAAAUUUGCACUAGCCAUUUCAUAGCGUUCCUUGAGUUUUAGCUUUAACAUGUUUGGGUUUAAGCUCUACAUGUAAAUGGAUAAAAGGAUAAACGUAAUCCAAAUUUGUAGAAACACGGAUGUUUAAAAAAACAUCCGGUUUGUUGUAAUGAAAAUUUUGAAGGCGUCAAACGUCAAUAAAUGCAUAGAUAUUGUGUAAUAGAAAAGUUAGUUUCCUUGGUAAGAAAAGUGUUCAAGCAAUGUUAAUACAGAAUAAAUUGCUUCAGACUUUGUU